Molecule: messenger RNA, 2153 nt
Organism: Homalodisca vitripennis (glassy-winged sharpshooter)
Lineage: Eukaryota; Metazoa; Arthropoda; Insecta; Hemiptera; Cicadellidae
Product: UDP-glycosyltransferase UGT5-like
Exons: 6
Coding region: 797-1801 (334 amino acids)
Molecular function (GO): UDP-glycosyltransferase activity
Source: RefSeq, a predicted model, not a curated record
CUCACAGCUAAUAGAUAAUUAAGGCUUGAUCAGCUGGGUUGAUAGGUUUGAACAAGUUACCUGGCUGCCUACUUCUAAAUUUACUUUAGCUUCUCCCUACCUAAUUCCUUCCUUCCCCUCUUGGUACACUUGUGAGAUUUCACCAAUCUAUAAAUGUGCAUUUAGUUGUCUGGUGAAGCUUGUGCCAAUGCUCCUUAUCUCAAUCAUGUAUAAGUCAUGAAAGUUUCACUUUUGCUGUCAGUUGUGCUUCUCCAAGCACUGGGCUAUGGUCUUGGGGCAAGGAUACUGGCUGUGCUACCAUUUCCUGUCAGGAGUCACUUCUUCUUCUUGUCAGCCAUCUUGAAAGCCUUGUCUCAGAGAGGACAUCACAUUGUUGAAUAUAGCCCCUUCCCUCCUAGUAAACCUCUUCCUAACUACACCCACGUCGAGGUCCAUACAUUCCUUGAUGGUUUUAUCAAGGAAUGGAGUUUUGAAGAAUUCUUGGAGAUAUCCAAAGACGUGCCAGUUCUUGGUUUAGGAUUUAUAAAUGUUUGGAAUGUUUCGAGAAAAGUAUGUGAGGAAGCUUUUCAACAUGAAAACUUAAAAAGACUAAUCGGUUCUGAUGAGAAAUUUGAUCUUGUUAUCACAGAAUCUGCACUUGGACAAGAAUCCAUGUUGGUUUUUGGGCACAGAUUCAGAGCGCCGACUGUAAACACUGCAUACAUUCUCUUCCUGGAGCGGCAUUAACAGAGAUGCAGGAAACGCCUUGUCUAUUGCUUCCAUUCCUGAUAUCAGCUCAGUUGUAGCAACAGAUCAAAUGUCUUUUGUUGACAGAUUCUUAAAUUUCAUCUCCAUUUUGACGACCCUCUUUAUAUACUACAAUCACCAUCUACCAUUACAAGACAAUGUACUGAAAGAGAACUACAAGCUGGAUGCUCCCCCUGUAGCUGACAUGGUUAGCAAUGUCUCGCUGUACCUCAUCAACACUCAUCCUACCGUGGAGUAUUCUAAACCUUACACUCCUAAUAUCGUACCUGUCGGAGGAAUCGUGAUCGAAGCUGACAGAGCACCUCUUCCUCAGGACAUCCAAAAAUUUAUGGAUGGAGCGGCUAAAGAUGGGGUGAUUUACUUCAGUUUGGGAACCUUAGUGCCUAUUCAUCGUAUGCCAAGUGACCAGUUGCAAAUGUUUGUGAAUGUGUUCAAUAAACUGAAACAGAAAGUUCUGUGGAGGAUUAAUCUUGACACCAUACCUGGCCUAUCUGACAAUGUGAAGCUUAUAAAAUGGGUUCCUCAACCAGGGGUCUUAGCUCACCCUAACUGUGUACUAUUCAUAACACAUGGGGGACUAUUUGGACAACAGGAAGCCAUCCAUGCAGGAGUACCAACUGUUGGUAUUCCAAUCUUUGCGGACCAGCCGUACAACAUCAAAUUUGCAGAACACCGUGGCAUUGGAGUUAAACUUACAUUCAACACCUUGUCAGAAGAAACUAUCUACACUGCUAUUAAUACUGUCUUGAACAAUCCAAAGUACAAAGAGAAUGCUCAGCGACUAUCUCGCAUAUUCCGGGACAGACCAAUGUCCCCGGCUGACUCAGCAGUGUUCUGGGUGGAGUAUGUGCUGAGGCAUGGAGGAGCUCAUCACCUGAGAUCUGCUGCCACACAACUGUCCUGGUACCAGCUGGCUCUCCUGGAUGUCCUGGCAGCUGUCUUGGCUGUUGUAGCCACCAUUAUCAUCCUUCUCUUUGUCUUAAGGAGGAUAUGCUCAUUAGUGUUCAUCGCGAAGAAGCAAUCAAAAGUGACAACAAUGAAAAAGGAAAAUUAAGACAUGUCAUCUUACAAUAACUACAAAGUGCUUGAUUCUCAUUCCUUCUAAAUGUGUUCCAAAUAUAAAAUCAAAUGUGAUUUGAAUAUUCUAAGUGUUUCAGUAGUUUUAAAUGAGUCAUUCACUUUUUAGGUAGAGUUUUUUUUAUGGUAAUUUAUUAGACAUUCAUAUUAUGACAGCCAUAAUGCAAAGGGUUGAAGUGAGUUAUAUGGCACAAGCCUUGGUGAGCAUUAUAUAUAGGUAAAUGAAGCAAGUCAUAGUAUAGUUCUAUUUUAAAUGUGGUUGUAUUUUAAGCAAUGUUUCAAAAACCUAUUUGCAUAAAACUAUUAAUAAAUAUUUUAUAAAAACCUGC